AGCACAAAACUCCUAUUGCAUAUACUUGCCGUAGUAAAAUAGGUUACACUGUCUGACAAUUGCACAAAGGAUUUUUUUUAUUUCUAUCAAUCAUUGAAAAAACUGAAAUACACAAUAUGUCUUCAUGCUCGCUUCGUAUCCAAUCUCCUGCUCCGGAAUUCACUGCAACCGCCUUAGACGAUGGAGAUUUCAAAGACAUCAGUCUUAAAAGUUAUAGAGGCAAAUACGUUGUGCUGUUUUUCUACCCAUUGGACUUCACAUUUGUUUGUCCGACAGAGAUAAUUGCUUUUAGUGACAGAGUUCAAGAAUUCCGAAAUAUUGGUUGCGAAGUCUUAGCUUGUUCCACUGAUUCAGAGUUCUCCCAUUUAGCAUGGGUGAAUACACCUAGGAAGCUUGGUGGAAUCGGACAAAUGAAUAUUCCAAUAAUUGCCGACAGAAAUCAUGAAAUAUCUAGAAAAUAUGGAGUUCUUAAAGAGGAUGAGGGAAUUGCAUUCAGGGGUUUGUUUAUCAUCAAUGAGAAAGGCAUUUUACGACAAAUCACAAUCAAUGAUCUUCCAGUUGGUCGUUCUGUAGAUGAAACGUUAAGACUUGUGCAAGCAUUCAAGUUUACUGAUGAACAUGGGGAAGUUUGCCCAGCUGGAUGGAAGCCUGGAGCAGAAACAAUAGAGCCAGAUAUAAAGAGAAGCAAAGAGUAUUUUAAAAAUCAAUGAUAAUGAAACGUUGAUAAAUUAAAUAUCCACUGAAACUCAGUAAACUUGUGAAAAGUCUUUGAUUUCAUAUUUUUCUCUGUACUGUAUAUGCACAUUAGCGCGGUGGGAAAAACCAAGUCAUUGUGUGGUGAUCCUAAUUUAGCGAAUUAAAUUGUUUUUGAAUGUUAAAUCAUACAAAAGCAUGUGUUCCAUUCAUUUUCAAUUUUGCUGGACAUACUGUGACGUGGCCCAUUAAAAGUAUUCAUUUAUGCACUGGGGUUUAUAAUCCCAAUUUACAAUAACACAUGACAAACAUAGAUUUCAUAUUGCAAAAAAAUUUGUUUAAUCUUUGAAUGAAAGUUUGAACAAUAAAAAAAAUGAAGGAAGUUUUUUACUAGCUAUCAUUUCUUCAUUUCAUUAUUUAUGCCAAUCUUGUUACUGUGUUUUUCUUCAAAUCACUAUAUCAGAAAUUUUUGGAAUAAUUUUAAUAAUUUGAUAGAAUUCUGAGACUUUCAAGCGAUCAUGAUUGCGAUUGGCUUGAUGGACAAAAAACAUUCCUUCAACAGAAGGGUAAUUAGGUUUACCAGAGAAAACUUAUCGCAUCGAAAAAGUGAGUUUCUACAAUGCUAAUAUGGCUAAUUUUCAAGAUUUGCUUGGAUUCAUUCACCAUCUUUGGUUGCAACCAGGAAUGUAGUCGAAUGGGGAGUUUACAUCCUCUGAGGUGAGCCUGUCUAUUUAAAAAAAGCAUCAGAUUCCACGUUGACAAUAUUUUUUGCAAUUCGGUUGCGACUCUGGGUUGUAUAAGUUCCGAAUGCAUCUCACUUCGCAGAAAACUAGCUUUGUUUCGUUAUCUGUUGUGAAUACCUGAUUAACUUUUUUGGUUUCCUCACAUAUAUCGACUUCAUUUACUUAGAAUUAGAUUUUCGAACUUCUACUGUGGCAUGGAUUCCCCUACACCCCCUCCCCUUCCUCUAAAAUUUCAAUAACCCCGUAAUUUAAAGGUGUGACACCACACUUUGAUUCCCAACUUAAAUAUAUUCCAGUGCAGAUCGUCAGUCAAACACAUUUUUACAACUUGCAUGAAGUUUAUUCUUUAGCGUAAAAUAUCUGCCACCCCCGCUAAAUUUGGAAACCCCCCUCAACAAUGAAAAGCUAGGAAGCAUACUGUAACUUUAGGGACUCUGAAAAUAUGACUCAAGGUCCGGUCUCGAGCGGCCCCAUAGCCCUGGUUGCAACUUAGGCAAUAGUCAGCAAUUUUUGCUCCAAAUUUAUCAUUGGUAUCUAAUUUCCGUGGGUUUUGAGUGUCUGUAUCUCCGGUCUAUCAUUAUUCACAAUUGAUUCUGUGAAUUUGUCGGUACUCCUGAGGUAUGCGCACCAAGAUUGCGGACACCGGAUUGUAGUAUGUGUAUCUGGUUGUACAACUACUACGGGAGUCACUUGGAUUGUCCCCGAACUUGAAAUAGAACUAAAAUUGGAAUAAAAUUAUGGCCUAACCCUAACCUGGUACACAUACUACAUUCCGGUGUCCGCCAUCUUGGUACGCACACUUUGGGAGCACCAAUUUGUCUAAGUUUUCUUGUACAUGUCUCACUGUUAGCCAGCAUUUCUUGCGUUCACUUGUACCAUUUUGUGUUGUAGUGUAGUAUUUAUUUUUCUCUCUGACUAGUUAUUAGACUGUGUAUUGUGGAUACAUUUAGACUUUUUUGUCUCAAAGCAUUUUUUCUUUGUUUUCUUAUAAUUUGGGCUGGGCUUUUUGGAGUACCUGAUGAUUUCAGAAUCGAAUAUUUUUUCCUCGAAUCGAAUCUUGAAUACUUGGAAGAUAUAUAAUUGAUUAAUUGUAUGCGGUUUUUCUAUUGUAAUUGGUCCUUUCAACGAAGGAAUUACUGAAAACGCAGAAUACAUCACUCAGACAGAUUGCUGAGCGUUCACGCACAAUAAGAAACACGUUUUAUCAAUAACUCACUACAGAAAAUAGUCAUAUGUCAGAAUUGCAUCGAAAAAAUAUGGCUUCGAUGAAAAAUUAAGGAAUUCACGCCGACCAUUGGCGGUAAGAAAAAAAUAGAUCGCAGCAAUUCAAGAUUUUGCUCUGAACCUUUUCGAAUAAUUCACUAUUCGAUUCGAAAUGUCCAGCCCUACUUAUGAUUGGCCAUCAUGUAUUCAAUGUCUCGCAACUACUACAAAUGUGAAUAAUGCUGCAAACAUUUUGGAUGAAUGUUGCCUUGCCGUGGUCUCUUCUGGCUCGUUGCAAUUACGGAGAAGUACUUUCGGCAAAAAGAAACCUUGUGUGCGUGCGGACCAUUAAUUCGAGUGUAGGCAAAUUAGACUACUAAUAUUAUCUUACCCGAAAUAGGAAAAUUUGUGUUUGUGUGAAAUGUUUAUGUGGCCAAAUUAAUGGUUGGCGCGUAAGGCUUUAUUUUAAAAGGCAUAACUUGUUUGGAGAAUAUGCGGAUAGCGUGAAAAUAAUGACUUUGAAGUAGGAUGAAAUACGAUUAUUCUGCAAUGUACAUCCUAAUAUUACUUGAAACAUUCUUCUAGAUACUUCAUUUUGAUAACUCCCCAAUGCUACUAUGUCUCUAAAUUUAAUAUUUAAAAACACUAGUGCUCCCAUUGUGGUGAGUCCAAUUUCGUUUGUUCUUCAUUUUUAAUGUUAAUAGAUUGGUGAGAAUACAGGUUACUGUGUUUCGUA
Styela clava is the source of this 3375-nucleotide messenger RNA. RefSeq names its product peroxiredoxin-like. Gene Ontology annotation, biological process: removal of superoxide radicals; cellular response to stress; response to oxidative stress. Lineage: Eukaryota; Metazoa; Chordata; Ascidiacea; Stolidobranchia; Styelidae. Gene Ontology annotation, cellular component: cytosol. Gene Ontology annotation, molecular function: thioredoxin peroxidase activity. The record is from RefSeq and is a predicted model, not a curated record.